AUGGGCUCUAUUGCUGUCUCUCAGGACGGCCUACCUCACGCUGGCCCCAAGGCGGCCAAGCAGCAGGCAGCGCAGCCAGUCGCCAACAAUGACCUCGACAUCAUCGACAUUCGGCGUGUUGCGGUUGAAACAAACUUGAAGGACGACAUCAUUUCCAUGUGGAACCCCACAAACGGACCCCGGAGGCUACCUACCCUGCUUCUCUACAACGAACGGGGACUGCAGUUGUUCGAGGAGAUCACUUACCUGGACGAAUACUACUUGACCAACAACGAGAUUGAGGUUCUCGAGAAAAACUCAAAAGAGAUUGCGCAGAACAUCUCACCGGAGUCCAUGGUCAUUGAGUUGGGGAGUGGCAACCUUCGUAAAGUCUGUCUGUUACUACAAGCCUUUGAAGAUGCCGGUAAGAACAUCGACUACUACGCACUCGACCUUUCCCUGGAGGAACUGGAGCGCACACUGGCCCAAGUGCCCAAGUUCCGUCACGUCAGAUGCCAUGGCCUGCUUGGAACCUACGAUGAUGGCCGGGAAUGGCUGAAAAAGCCAGAAAACCUGGCUCGCACCAAGUGCAUCUUGAGCUUGGGAUCAAGCAUUGGAAAUUUCGAACGCGACGACGCAGCUGGUUUCCUCAAAUACUUCAGCGAUGUUCUCACGCAAUCGGACAUGUUGUUGAUUGGGCUUGACGGCUGCAGUGACCCAUCCAAGGUGUAG
This is a messenger RNA of Colletotrichum spaethianum, 711 nucleotides long. Its product is annotated as ergothioneine biosynthesis protein 1. NCBI's taxonomy places the organism in Eukaryota, Fungi, Ascomycota, Sordariomycetes, Glomerellales, Glomerellaceae. The record is from RefSeq and is a predicted model, not a curated record. The transcript has 4 exons. The coding region runs from base 1 to 711 and encodes 236 amino acids.